UUUUAUAUAUUCACGUUUCUCGCGGAGAAAGAAAGAAAUUUCUUUAUUCUUCAUUUACAGCGUCAAUACCAAACAAUUAAUUUAAUACAAACAUAGUACUUAAUACGCGUAUCAAGUGCGGUGUAAAUUAAGCCAUUGUUCAGCAUAACGAGAAUAAUAAUUUAGUUUUUAUCAAAAGUUCCUAAUACUAUCAACAAUGAGUCGUAGGUGGGAAGGUAACAGAACAUCAGAAAGAUAUAAUCAAAAUUAUGACAAUUGGGAAGGAAGAGAUAGAAACAGAAGAGACAAUCAGUUUCAGAGAUUCUCUGAUAGAUCUUCCAAUGAUAACUGGGGUGUAGACUCAUUGUCAAAUACACAAACUUACUCUAACAGUUCUCGUAAGAGGAAUAAUGAUAAUAAUUCAUAUGAUACAAGUUCAAAUGAACUUGUUAUAUACAUCGAUCCAAACAAUAUUGGAAGACUUAUUGGAAGAGGUGGCAGCAAAAUUAAAGCUCUGCAAGAUGAAAGCAAUGCUAAGAUCACUAUUGACAAACAAUCAAAUAGAAAUGGACAAGCUGCAGUGACAUUGAUUGGUACAGAUGAAGCGCAACAGCGAGCUAAAAAUUUAAUAGAGGAACUAUUAAUCGACAGAAGCACUUCACACCAAAGCACAACAUUUGGCCAAAACUCAGAAACUAAUUCUGAACAGAAAAACGAAGAAAUUGAUUGGAACAAUUUUGAUUGGACCAAGGCUAAUGACGAAUAUGAGAAACUUCAGAAGGAAAAAUGGGCAGCUUUGCCUCCUAUUAUCAAGAACUUUUACAAAGAGGAUCCAAUGGUUGCUAAUAUGCCAAAAAUAAAAGUAGCCGAACUCAGGAAACUUAACAAUAAUAUUGAAGUUAAACUUGUUUUUGAGAACGAGGAGGGCGCCAAGGAGAUAAAAAUACCGAAUCUCAUUGAAACUUUUGAACAAGCUUUUCAAAACUAUCCAGAUAUCCUCAAAGAAAUACAAAAACAGAAAUUUGAAAAACCAAGCCCUAUACAAUGUCAAGCAUGGCCUAUUCUAUUGAGCGGUCAAGAUCUUAUCGGGAUAGCGCAAACCGGAACUGGAAAAACUCUUGCUUUCUUAUUGCCUGCUUUGAUCCACAUUGAUGGGCAAGUAUCUCCUCGUGAAGAGCGUCCUGGACCAAAUGUCCUCGUUAUGGCACCAACUAGAGAACUGGCAUUGCAAAUUGAAAAGGAAGUUGGAAAAUAUUCUUAUCGCGGUAUUAAAGCCGUGUGCGUGUACGGUGGUGGAAGUCGGAAACAACAAAUCAACAUGGUAACAAAGGGCGUGCAGAUAGUAAUCGCAACCCCCGGAAGAUUAAACGACUUGGUGCAAGCGGGAGUGUUAAACGUAUCAGCCGUGACAUAUCUCAUACUUGACGAAGCUGAUCGCAUGCUGGACAUGGGUUUUGAACCACAAAUUCGCAAAACCUUACUAGGUGUACGACCAGAUAGACAAACCGUUAUGACGAGCGCUACAUGGCCACAAGGUGUAAGACGCUUAGCUCAAUCGUACAUGAAAAAUCCGAUUCAAGUAUGCGUUGGGUCACUUGAUUUAGCAGCUGUUCACACUGUAACACAAAGGAUUCACUUGAUUAGUGAAGAUGAUAAGAUAGAUAUGAUGCACCAGUUCUUCCGUGAGAUGGGCCCUCAAGAUAAGGUGAUCGUAUUUUUUGGUAAAAAAGCAAAGGUGGACGAUAUCUCUAGUGAAUUAGCUUUAUCGAAUGUUGAUUGUCAGAGUAUUCAUGGUGAUAGAGAGCAAGCGGACAGAGAACAAGCAUUAGAGGAUCUGAAGACCGGAGCUGUUCAGAUUCUUCUCGCGACUGAUGUGGCCAGUCGAGGAAUCGAUAUUGAAGACAUUACACAUGUAUUGAAUUUCGACUUCCCAAAGGAUAUAGAAGAAUACGUUCACAGAGUCGGACGUACCGGACGCGCUGGUCGAACAGGUGAAAGUAUUACUUUUAUGACGAGACAAGACUGGCAUCAUGCUAAGGAACUCAUCAGUAUUCUUGAAGAGGCUGAGCAAGAAGUACCUGAGGAGUUAUAUAAAAUGGCUGAAAGGUAUGAAGCAUGGAAACAGAAGAAAGAUUCAGAACGAUCCUUUUUAAGAAAUGGUAGAGAUGGUAACAAUAGAAGUAGACAGGGCUAUAAUCGUAGCCGAUGGUAAAAUCCGACUGAUUAAUUGUACGAGUAACGCAAGAUUCAUUUUUAUCGUAAUUGCAAACUAUAUACAUCGAACAAUGUAAAGAGGAUCUUAUAUAAGAUCAUUGUACCUAAUACAUUGUGAUAUUACAUUUUUAUUUCAUCCAUAAAAUUUCUGAGGAAUAAUCUCAGAUAAUGUUUA
This is a messenger RNA of Nylanderia fulva, 2368 nucleotides long. Its product is annotated as putative ATP-dependent RNA helicase DDX43. NCBI's taxonomy places the organism in Eukaryota, Metazoa, Arthropoda, Insecta, Hymenoptera, Formicidae. The record is from RefSeq and is a predicted model, not a curated record. Gene Ontology annotation, molecular function: RNA helicase activity; RNA binding; ATP binding.